AUGAAAGCACCUUUUGCGGCGUCUCUCGCGCGGCGUCUUAAUCUGCCGCUGCUCGUGCUCUAUGGGCUUGGCGUCACUGUCGGUGCAGGCAUCUAUGUCCUGAUAGGUGAGAUUGGUCAUUCCGCAGGCGUCUUUUCUCCUUAUGCCUUUUUGCUCGCGGCGCUUCUCAUCGCGCCAACGACCUACUCCUUUGCCAAGCUGGUCGUUCGCUUCCCGGUGAGCGCCGGCGAGGCCCGUUACGUAGAAGAAGGCUUCCGUCAGAAAUGGCUGGCCAUCGUCAUCGGCUUGCUGGUGGCGUCCGCUGGUAUUGUGUCAUCGGCGACCAUUUCGGUUGGGAGCAUUGGCUAUGUGCAGGAGUUCAUCUCCAUCCCCUCACCGCUCCUUGUCACGCUCAUCAUCGUGGUCUUCACGGGGUUGGCGAUCCUCGGCAUUCAAGCCUCUGCCAUUGCGGCAGCUGUUCUCACGCUCAUUGAAGUCGGCGGGCUUCUGCUCAUCAUCGGCGGGGGAUUUAUUUCCGAUACGCCCGCCAUCUGGGAAGGAAUGAAAGCGCCGUUCGUCACGUUUGAGUUUCACGCCAUUGGCCUUAUCGGCGCGUCUGCCGUGCUCGCCUUCUAUGCCUUUAUCGGCUUUGAGGACAUGGUGAAUGUGGCUGAAGAAGUGAAAGAGCCUGAAAAGAUUUUUCCGCCCGCCAUUGCGAUCACGCUGCUGGUCACCGUGGUGCUCUAUUUUCUAGUGAGUACGAUUUCUAUCUCGCUGGUGGGCCAAGACGAACUCGGCAAGGCCGGUGCGCCCAUUUCCCUCAUUGCAGAGAGGACCGGCCUUAUCUCGCCCGACUUGUUAUCGGGCAUUGGGGUGCUGGCAGCGCUCAAUGGCAUCCUCAUCCAGAUCAUCAUGGCGUCGCGGGUGCUCUAUGGGCUGUCGCGGCAAGCAGAGAUGCCACAGUUCCUCUCUUACGUGCACCCACGAACACACACGCCCAUCACUGCGACCGUGAUUGUCGCCGCCGUGACGCUGGUGCUGGCUCUCGCCUUUCCCUUGGCGCGGCUGGCAGAAACAACCUCUCAGAUCACAUUUGUUGUGUUUACGUUGGUGAAUGGCGCGCUCAUCGCCAUCACACUACGGGAGGCGGGAUGGAAACUCGGCCAAGUGCCCUCGUUCCAAAUCAUCGCGAUCCCUGCUCUGGGUGCGCUCGGCUCCGUGGCGCUGAUGCUGGUCAGUCUGAUGUGA
Messenger RNA from Effrenium voratum, 1227 nucleotides. NCBI's taxonomy places the organism in Eukaryota, Dinophyceae, Suessiales, Symbiodiniaceae. The record is from the annotation of a GenBank genome assembly.